AUGGCAUCAAAUAGCAUGAAAAACACAGCAAUCCGUACUCUCCGUACAAAAUUAUCGUCAACCAAACCUACAUUCUCACCCAUUCUCGCAAAUCGUGGUAUUACCGGCACAACCAGAAAAUCAACCUCUUUUGAAUCAACCACUUCUAGUCAACAACCAAGUACCCCUUUCUUACCACGAGAUUUCGUAGGCAAAUUUCCCGUCUCAUUCUUCAAACCAACAAUCUCAGCCAGCACAUCCUCUUUCGAUACACUAGUCAACUCCCUCACGCAUUCUCUCACCACAACCUCCUCUCCGCAUCUUCCAACUCUCACCUCUUUACUUAACAAUUAUAAUACCUCAUCAGAUAUCACAGGCUGGCAAAAAUACGCGCACGCAAAUCCAAAUAAACAAUACACGAGAAAUUUGGUAGCAGAAGUAGAGGGUAUAUUUAAUUUGUUGUUGUUGGUUUGGACUCCUGGAAAAGAAAGUAAAGUUCAUGAUCAUGCUGCGAGUCAUUGUUUGAUGAAGAUUAUAAAAGGGAGUUUGAAGGAGACAAGAUGGGUUACUCCCGUUGAUGGGGUGAGGAGGGAUGGUGAGGAAAUGGAGGUUGAGGGGGUGAGGGAAUAUAGGAAUGGAAAGGUGGCUUAUAUGUGUGAUGAUUUGGGUCUUCACUCUAUCGCCAACCCUAGCGCAACUGAAUAUGCUAUUUCUCUACACUUAUACACACCCCCCAACGCCGCAAUGCACGGCUGCCACAUUUUCGAUCCAUCAACAGGUAUUAAAACUCACGUUAGACCUGGCGCUUAUGAUUCUGUGAAGGGAGUUAUUGAUCCUCUUGCUUAG
Molecule: messenger RNA, 825 nt
Organism: Sclerotinia sclerotiorum 1980 UF-70
Lineage: Eukaryota; Fungi; Ascomycota; Leotiomycetes; Helotiales; Sclerotiniaceae
Exons: 4
Coding region: 1-825 (274 amino acids)
Biological process (GO): L-cysteine catabolic process
Molecular function (GO): cysteine dioxygenase activity; ferrous iron binding
Source: RefSeq, a predicted model, not a curated record